Molecule: messenger RNA, 326 nt
Organism: Staurois parvus
Lineage: Eukaryota; Metazoa; Chordata; Amphibia; Anura; Ranidae
Source: the annotation of a GenBank genome assembly
GUCCCUUGGACACAGCGGAUCACCGAUCACGGAAAUAGCCGAAGAUGUCGGCUCGGUCAUGUGAUCAGCUGUGGCACUGAUGAUCAGUGUGCCCUGAUGAUCAGUGUAGCCCCAGCAGUGCCACCUGUCAGUGUCCAUCAGUGCCUUGUGUCAGUGCUCAUCAGUGCCUCGUGCCAGUGACCAUUAAUGCCACAUAUCAGUGCCUACCAGUGCACAUCAAUGCCACAGUGCCCAUCUGAGCUGCCUUUCAGUGUCACCCAUCAGUGCCAGUCAGUGCCACCUAUCAAUGCCAAUCAGUGCCACCUAUCAGUGCUGCCUAUCAGUGC